CGGUCUUCUUAUAAUUUAUAACCUAAGGAUUCUAUGACCCUACACGCGCAAUAUCAACACCUUAAGCGUGAUCAAUGGCGAAAGAGAAAGACGCAAUGCGUACGCGCAUCGAAAGCAUCAAGACCGACCUACAGCGUAUUUCAACAUGUAACGCCGCGACAGUUGCAGAACUUCGCGACCUGCUCGCCGAAAAGACUGCCGAGUUUGUCCAGAAGGAAAAUAUCAGAGUCAAGACCUCGCAACCGCUCAGCGUCCAGCGGAGGAAAGCUGGGACGGCGAGACUGACUGCGGCAGCCGAUGUCCCCAGACAAGCUGCAUCUACGCUCUCGUCGCGCGAAAAAUAUAUAUUAGCAACCGAGGUUGUUAACACGUCGCUCAAGUAUCUGGCGGAUGCCUUGAAGACGCAGCCGUCGCCACAGGUUGUUCGAGCGUCCUCGAAAGCGAAGCCCUCCGAUCCGAACGCGCGCAAGCCUUUCGAAGAACGUCGAACGCAUACGAAGAGCGCUUCCGUGUCUACCCACCCAUUGAAGGAACGAUCUAUCAGUCAAGUAAUCAAUUCGCCCACGAAACCUUCGGUUCUGCGCCGCUCGUCGUCCUACUCAUCAUUCCUUACGACCGCACCGGAUUCUGGCUUGGUCGCGACCGCAGGCUGUGCUAGGAUAGCGUUUGCAUAUUUAGGGACAUCAGAAGCUGCGAAGAUUGCAGGGAAAGACUCGCCAGAGCUACAAUUGGAAAAUGGCAUCCUGGCUCUUGUUGGAAAGCUUGUUGCUCAUGGGUUGGAUAACCUUGCUAUCAAGGAGAUGCGAAUCUUGAAGAGGAGGUUGGAUGGGCACCUUGGCGUCGACACCCGAGAUAGAGAUGGUCAAUCUGCGACUACGAAGAGGCAGCCCAAUCAAGACCAGUCCGCUGGAAAAGAGAGCCUGGCAUCGUUACUUGAAUUCGGAGACGUCGAUCGCAGGUCCCCAGCACUGGCAAUUAUCACCAACCUCCAAACUUAUGCGCUGCGGGUGAUUGCGAGGAUAAAGCGGCCCCGGAUUAUCGAGGAUGCUUGGAAUUGUCUGGCACUAUCUCAUCCAUCUUCGCCAGCAAAUCUGGUUUGGCACAUCGCGAAGUCAUCGGACAACCAAGAGAAGGCGGCGCGACAGCUCGAGUCUCUCGCUCAAACGAUCCUCUCUCUCUGCCCCAGCAUAUCCUCGUCUGCCGAUCAAGAGGAUCUACAACCAUCUCCAGAUGUUGUUCUCUGUCUGCAACACCUUGCAUUUCGGACUCGGCAUAGGUGGUGGGCACUUGCCAAGCAUCAAGGAGAUGUAGGAAAGGAGCUAUUGGAACCAUUCUCCAAAUGCAUCGUUGCCUUUUCGAGGCGCUCCAAGCUUCCCCCGACCAAGAGGUAUAAGCUGGCGGAAUCUUUGUACACAGACCUUUUGGAAACAGCCCAGGAUUCGAAUCUAGCUGCGAAGAAUGGGAUGCACCCGGACACUCUCCCACAUAAGACUCUAAGCUCCCUUGCCCAGGCUGCUGGUCUCACCGAGGAUGCUCUUCGAUGGUUGGGGACGCCCAAUUCUCCAACAUCGAAGGGCUCCGCUGCAAGACAAGCUGCUCGGUUAACGCGUAUCGCCGCUGUCUCUCUUGAAGCGAUGCUGAAGGACGGAUCAAAAGAAGACAUAGAAGUCAUAAUAUCCGCUGCUCUCGAUGCGUUGUCCGACGCUGUAGGUGGAUCAUCCCCGGAACUGAAUGCCCUCUUGAUGGAAGUGAAUGCCCUGCGGCGUAUUGCGACCCGAGUGUUAAUGGUACACGACCCAACGACACUCCCACCCGAUUUAGAAGCUCUCCAACGUCAAUGCAUCCAUACCGUUGCGGCAACCAUACACUUCACCGCCAGAUUCAUUGGUACGAUGCCAUCAUCGGAAGCUGAUGCUAAGCCGCACGUUCGGUAUCAGGAACGACUCUCAAUGGCGUCUAGAUUCCUCAAAAGCUCUGUGGAUUCCGUACUGGUGUGCUUUAAGCGCCCAUUACACUCGACAUCCUCAUGGGAAGAACUCGAUGCUCUCUUGCAAGACUGUGCACGCUUUCUAAGCCAUUUCGAGGAGGAGUCCGACUCCUGGUCCGUAAAAUUGUCGAACGCCUGCUGGGCUAUGCAUCUGCAGCUACGGAAGGUCAGCGCAGAACCUGCAGUCGUUGCCGCAGCCAUGCAACGCUCCAUCGACCUCCUUCAAACCAGAUCCCAAAAGGAAAAGGAGGCUGGUUUACUGGCCAUGAAGCUCGAACGAUUGGCAGAGUCUUUAGAUCAACUCGGUCGGGUGGACGACUCCCGGAAGGCGUUCGUGCGAUGCAUACAAUCACUGAUGGAUACUGCCCAACAACAAGGCAUUGCCGAAGUCGCCGCAACGCACUCCGUACCCCAAAUCUUCGAAAGCGCUGGUAUUUUCGGCACCCUUGGAAGGAUCCUUAAGUCGUACCAUCGAUCCUUUGUGAAGUAUGGCUUAAGAAAGUCUGACGGAGUGGCAUUUUUCGAUGAUUGCAGGCAUGCACCUUCCGCCAGGGGCACUGUGCUGGAGUGGCAACUGGCGCUUUAUCAGAAGACCCUUUCUAGGAACCGUCAAUGGGACUCAAGCCUGAAUCUAUCAAUCCUAGCGAUGGUAGAGCGACUUCUCGAUAUUUACCCUCCAACCAGGUUUCCAGUUCGGCAUCAAAGAGUCCUCCUGGUCAUUCUUCAGAUAUCCCAAGCGUACCCGGAAAUCGUAUCCACGGAGCUGGUUUCACCUCGUCUCAAGGCCAGCGGUGAUGGCGAAGCCGCCCAGGCGGAAGACCAGGGUCUAUCGAGAUUCAAGGAACACUUAAAGGCCCAAGUGAAUCUCAAGUUCGCCCUGCAAGAGUCCAAGCCCCCGGUCGCGAUAAUUCAGGAUUGCUUCUCUACAUGGCAGUCUCUCGUCGACUCAGCUGCCUCAUGGGAGAGCCUAAUUGAUCGAAUAGAUAACAAAGAACAUUGGCUACAAGAGAUGCAAGCAUGUGCCGAAUAUCUGGCUGCUAAAGGCGAGGAGUACGAGAGUCUUCCCGUUCUACAUCUUCUUGUCAGAGUCCUAGAGCUUCAGCAAUCCCUCGAACCUUCCGAUCUCGUCACGACCCUCUGCACCUUUGGGCUCCAGCUCUUACGCUUAGGGUAUUCCGGAAAGGCCGGGUUAGCGUUUGCUAAGGCCGAACUCCUUACUUCCAGCAGACCUACCUCGACGGAGGCAAAACUGCGAUGGCACUUCGGUUACGCGGAGUAUCUUUUAGGCAUCGGCAAUGCCACGAAAUGUGAGCUCGUCCUAUCAGCCGCCGCGAUGAUCGCUCGAGAGGAUGCCCAGUUUAUGGGCCUAACAAAACCCUCAACAACCUUGUCUGGGCGAAUUCGAUUCAAUACAAUCCUUGCCGAUGCUUGCUACGUUGUUUCCCUGCUAUCCGUCAACAAGGGUCACCAGAAGAAUGCCGCAAGGUAUGCGAGGCAAUGCGUCGUGCUCAACCGACGGACGUGGGCUGCGUUAGAAACCAGAUCGAAUUCCAGAAAAGCUGCCGGGACUAACAGUGCGGACUCGGACUCGGACUCGGAAGGACCGAUCAAGAGCGCCUUCGACCCAUUGAGCUCCAUGCGCAACGACAAAGGAAUACCUCUCGUCAUGUCUGUCACUCACGAUGCAUUAAGUGGAGCCGACUUCUGGUCCCUCGUGCCCUCGCUGUAUCGCGGUCUAAUGCAACAUUCGCUUGUCUUCGCCAACCAAGGCUUGCUUCAAGAGGCCGUUUACGUCGCCGAGCAGGCUGAGAAAGUCGCUACAGGCGUGCAUUCCCCGUCGCUGAUCCUCGACAAUGCCAGCCGUCGUGCCGAAUACUGGGCGCAGAGCGGCCGACCGGACAAAGCCCAACCCAUUCUCCAAGCGCUCCCCCAGGCGGAACUCGACACGCACGUAGCUAAAGCCGCCUAUUAUUCCUCCAUUGCCAGGGUUCAUCAUUCGAGCAAGAACUUUGACGACGAGCUCGCGGCAUACGAUUCGCUAGAGAAGCUGUUGGUCGGUCUCGCUUCGCCCUCGUACAUCAAAUCUCUUGAUACUUUCAUUCCCAGCGUAGAACCCUUGACAAACGAACUGUCAGCGAUGUCUCUUGGCAAGUCUGAGCUACGAGGAGCUGGACCGGAGAAAGACGCGAAGGUUCGUCAAGCGACGGGCAAAACCCCUUCGAGAACAGCUCCACACAGUGCUCCGAGGGUUACACGCAAAGCCACGUUAAGAAGUGCUCCAAGACCUGUUCCUCGUACCAAAGCAAACCAGAAGGUCGCUGCAUCAGUAGUUCCCCAGGUUCCCAGCAUUACGGCAGAAUGCGCGUCCCUUUGUGCCCUCGAGAUCGACAUUGCACAUCGGAGGGCGCUGGCUAAUCUGCUUCAAGAUAACGUCUUCCAAGCGGUUGAUAUCCUUGAGCGGAUUGAGAAGCUUCAGCGCGGCCUCCAUCAAAAUAUUACCCAUGCAUGGACCCGGUUCAAGACAAUGCUCCUGCAGAGCACCAAAGACAUUACAGAGGACUUCACUUUCAAUACUUUGCCGGAAUCUACGAUCGCUUUUCCUGCGAUCCCUCCUAAGGAGCGAAAAUCUUCGGACCUUGUGGCAACCAAUCGCCCUGUCAUUGCGCCUUCCACUGUGAAAACUAGUCGAAGCAAGAAGCCGGCCAAGGUAGAUUUUGCGGAGAGUCUACGAGUCGCUCGAGAGCAUCUAGUGGGAGCACAUGCCAUAUGUGCUAAUGCAGGCACCAGUCAUGCUUUCCAGCAGGUGUCCACAGCACUUGGUCAUGUCACUAUUCUCCUCUCCGCAGUAUCUGGAGAUCGUUUGCGAGGCUCGCUCCAUCCACUAUUUGCGGCGUAUAUGAGCGAAAUUCCCAAGUUCAAUUCGUUGAGGCUUAUUCAAGAUACUGUUGAGAUUGAGCAAGAAAGCAUGUCGCGGGAGGAAUAUCUGAAGUGGCCUGAGCUUGACUCUGAUUGCACGCCUCUUGCGUCUGUGACAGAGUUCCAGAAAGACUACAUUGAUAUAAUACCGGAAUCAUGGACGGCCCUGGCUCUUGCGCUCAACGAGUCUCAAGAUGAGCUGUAUAUCACCCGAUAUGAAAGUGGAAGUACUCCGUUUGUCUUGCGGCUUCCGAUGGCCCGCCAUUCGUCUCGCGACAUGGACGAAGAAACGUUUACCUUUGGAGAUGGCAAGCGAGACUUUGACGAAAUCAUUGAGCUUAGCGAUUUCAGCACCCGAAAUGCCAAAGACAUGACCUCCAGAGAGGCUAGACUUCAAUGGUGGGCAGAGCGUGAGGCGCUGGAUACCAAGCUUCACGAGCUGCUUCUCAAUAUUGAGAGAAUUUGGCUGGGCGGCUUCAAAGGCAUCUUCUCACAGCACGUUCGACAGCCGCCCCUCCUGGCGCGGUUCCGGAAAUCCUUUGAGAACAUUCUGAAUCGGCACUUGCCAUCGCGUAGGAAGAAAUCGCAGCAGAAGAAGCCCGUUUUAGAUGCAAGGGUAUUGGAGCUUUUCGUUGGUCUAGGGGACGCUUCGAACGAAGAGCUUGACCUUGACGACGCAUUGACAGAUCUAAUCUACUUUGUAGUCGACAUCCUGCAGUUCAACGGGGAGCGAAACGCGUACGACGAAAUCGAUUUCGACGCCAUGGUAAUCGAAACGCAUGACGCCUUGCGCGCGUAUCAUGGCGCAUCGCCGAGCGCUCCCCCGGACAAUGCUCACGCGAUCCUGAUCCUGGACAAAAACUUGCACAUGUUCCCCUGGGAGUCCCUGCCGUGCCUUGAAAAGCUUUCAAUAUCUCGGCUUCCAUCACUGGCAGCGCUGCGCGAGCGGAUCAUCACCGCAAGAUCACCGACCAUGCCGAAUCCAAAGCCAGGACACUAUGUAUCCGCUGAAGCCGGCGGGACGAGCAUGCUGAACCCGUCUGGAGACCUGAGUCAUACGUUGAAGACAAUCAAGCCACGGCUGGAUGAGAUGCAGGGAAGCUGGACCCACAUCGUCAACCGCGCGCCAACUGAGAAGGAGUUUGAGGAUUCGCUGAGAGAGAAGGACCUCGUCCUCUACUUUGGUCACGGGAGCGGAGCGCAAUUUGUGAGGUCGAAGUCUGUUCGGCGUCUCUACCCUGGGGAUCAAACAGACGGGAGGAAGCCAGGCUGUGCUACGACAUUCCUUUUCGGGUGUUCUUCUGUGCAUCUGUCCGACAACGGCAUCUAUGAGCCUUCGGGUAUGCUGGCGUCCUAUCUCACAGCCGGUGCGCCUGCUGUGGUAGGCAUGCUUUGGGACGUCACAGACAAGGAUUGCGAUCGCUUCGCCAUCAAAGCUGGAGAACUCUGGGGAUUGUGGCCUGAAUCGAAAGAAGAAGCGAUUGUAGAUGCACCUCCAACGAUAAAGAGGUCGAAGGGCAAAGGCAAGGUUGCGCAGCUAGUAGAGGAGGUAGAGAGUGCUAGAGGGGCAGGCAAUGGCCGGAGAGGGAGGAAGAACCGAGACCAGAUAGGCGGUGAUGCAGAUCGAGGUGGAAGUGGAAGCAGAGUGCAUCGGAGAGGUGUGGGUUUAGACGAGGCGGUGCGGGACUCUAGGGAUGUCUGCGUUUUAAGGUAUCUCAAUGGCGCCGCGGCCGUUGUGUACGGCAUCCCAGUGUACUUGGAGUAGUGUAGAUUAGAGGGAACGAUGAUUGGCUUCAGGGAGCUUGGG
This is a messenger RNA of Trematosphaeria pertusa, 6710 nucleotides long. RefSeq lists its product as uncharacterized. Bases 75 to 6668 code for a protein of 2197 amino acids. Gene Ontology annotation, cellular component: cytoplasm; nucleus; mitotic spindle. Gene Ontology annotation, biological process: meiotic chromosome separation; proteolysis. The transcript is spliced from 3 exons. Lineage: Eukaryota; Fungi; Ascomycota; Dothideomycetes; Pleosporales; Trematosphaeriaceae. Gene Ontology annotation, molecular function: cysteine-type endopeptidase activity. The record is from RefSeq and is a predicted model, not a curated record.